Molecule: messenger RNA, 1191 nt
Organism: Panicum hallii
Lineage: Eukaryota; Viridiplantae; Streptophyta; Magnoliopsida; Poales; Poaceae
Product: putative F-box/FBD/LRR-repeat protein At1g78760
Exons: 4
Coding region: 1-1191 (396 amino acids)
Molecular function (GO): protein binding
Source: RefSeq, a predicted model, not a curated record
AUGGGCGUGGUCACUAGGGCCAAGAAGAUGAUGCCGCUGCAACUGGAUGAAGAGGAAGAAGUGCUCGUCGACCGCAUCAGCCUCCUCCCCGACGGCGUCCUCGAAGACAUCGUCUCCCUCCUCCCCACCAGGGACGCCGCCCGCACGCAGCUCCUCUCCUCCCGGUGGCGCCACAUCUGGCGCUCCGCUCCCCUCAACCUCGACGUCGACGGAGACCCAACUAUUCCGGUCAGCGAUAUCUCCCGCAUCCUGUCCACGCACCAGCAUGGCCCCGGCCGCCGCUUCUCCAUCAACUACAGUUGCCUCGGUUACUACGACGACGAGGAGGAGACCCUAGACGGCUGGCUCCGGUCCCCCGCCCUCGACGGCCUCCGGGAGCUCGAGAUCCUCUUCGACGACAGCCAUCUUCGCUGGGGGUCUCCGCCGCGGCCGCUGCCGGCGGCGUCGGUGCUCCGCUUCUCCUCCACCCUUGUCGUCGCCAGCUUCAACGCCUGCGCCUUCCCGGAUGCCACCACCACCGGCGGAUUGCUCCACUACUGGCCGCUUCUCAAGCAGCUGACCCUUUCCUACGUCACAGUCUCGGAGUCCUCCCUCCACGCGUUGCUCGCCGGCUGCCCUGCGCUGGAGAGCUUGCUGCUGCAGGAGAACAACGGCUGCCCUCGAGUGAGAAUCGUGUCGCCUAGCCUCAGAAGCAUCGGUGUGGGUACUGGUUUCGGUGCGGCUUUUUUUACAUGGGGAGACGACGAACUAGAAGAGCUCAGGCUAGUACAACAGCUUGUCAUCGAGGACGCCCCAUGCCUGGAAAAGUUAGUUGUUUUCGAAGGACUGGAGAUGGACAUCUCGGUAGUCUCUGCGCCGAGAUUGAAGGUUCUGGGCGAACUCGUGCGCGUCUGCCACAUGCUUCAAUUUUGCACCGCAGCUCUUCAUCAGGGAUCAACCUUCGAAAGGUUGACGGCGGUGGUGCCCAGUGUGAAGGUUCUAGCUUUAUCUUAUGUGAAACCUUGUUCGGAUACUGCUGUUAACUUGAUCAAGUGCUUUCCCCACUUAGAGAAGUUGUACAUCAAGAUAACACAUGUUGUUCAGAAAAAUGAAUCAUAUGAUGAAUACCAGCAACUUACUGGUACCCUUGAUAUCCGUCUGAGAAAUAUUGUGCUACCAUACCGUGAAGACAGCAAGCCAGGUUGUCAUUGA